Molecule: messenger RNA, 2251 nt
Organism: Vombatus ursinus (common wombat)
Lineage: Eukaryota; Metazoa; Chordata; Mammalia; Diprotodontia; Vombatidae
Gene: CCDC30
Product: coiled-coil domain containing 30
Exons: 14
Coding region: 10-2178 (722 amino acids)
Source: RefSeq, a predicted model, not a curated record
AUAGUGAUAAUGAACCAAGAGGAAAUUGAAGUACUUGAAAGUAAGUUAUCAGAAGAAAAAGCAUGGAGAAAACAAUUGUCAUCUGACCUUAAAAAGGCACAGAAGGUUUUGCAGGCUGAAAGUCAGGAAUUAGAAAGAUCAAAGUCAGAGCUUUUGUAUCUUUUUAAUAAAAUUCAAAGUCUUCAAGGGGAAAGAGAAGACAAACAUUUUUUUUUCACAGCAUAUGAAGUACUACAAAGAGAGAAUGCUUUUUUAGAAACAAAGGUCUUGAAGCUUUCACGACAAUGUGAGCACUUAAAUCAGUUAGCCAUGGGGGUAAAAGCUGCAGAUCCUAAUGCAGUGAUAAAUCCAGGAAUGUCUAAAGAUCAUACACUUGAAGAACCAAGUCAGAGCCUGAGGGGGGAAAGACAGCAACCAUGUCCUGAAUUAGCAGAAGGUAGCAGACAGAUGGACAUGCUAAAGGAACCAUUGAAGGGGGGCUCUUAUCCAAAAGAGAUGGAAAGGGAAGAACAUCCUCAACAGGAACAAGAUGUAAAUGCUGAGCGGCAGCAAUUUAAUAGCAAGUCUGAGGAGACAAGGCUUAGAGAAGAGUUGAACCAACUGAGUAAACAAUUUCUCCAUUCUCCCAGUUCUGGAGAUAGUUCAGAUGACAGUAGCAAACAGAGUUCGCUAGAGAAAAGAGUGAGAUACCAGCAGCAAGAAGAAGAGCUGCAGAAGCUUCGAAAGAACUUGCAAAGAGUUCAGACUCUGUGCAGCUCAAUUGAAAGAGAGCUUCAGUUUGAACGGACAAAAAACUUUGAUUUAAAGCAGCAGAAUAACUCACUUCAGGAAGAGAACAUUAAGAUCAAAGCUGAAUUGAAGCAGGCCCAGAAGAAACUACUAGAUAGCACAAAUAUGUGUUCUUCCAUCACAGCAGACUGGGAAAGUAGUCAGCAGAAAGUAAGAGAGCUUGAACAAGAAAUGCUUAGACAAUCUGAGAAUAUUCAAUCACAAAACAAUUUAUAUGAAAAACUUGCUCAAGAGAAAACCAGAGUGGCUUAUACAGAGAAAAAGGUCUUGGAACUCCAGGAGAAAUUGGAAGCUGCAAAUGAGUCUUGUACAAAAACUUGCAUUUUAGAUAAAAAGCAGCUUGAAGAAGCGGUAAAAGAAGCGAGAAAAAAUGAGGCCAAACUAAAAAUGCAGUAUCAGGAAGAACAACAGAAGAGGAAACUACUAGAUCAAAAUGUAGAUGAACUACAGCAACACAUACAAUAUUUACAUGCUAAAGAGGCUCUUAUGGAACAGUCUAAUUGUAAGCAACAAUAUAAGAUUGAACAACAAGAAGUCCAACUUCAAACAUUAGAAGAUGAAAAGAAAAGAUAUGAUGAGCAAGUUAAGAACAAUCAGGAGCUAUUGGAGAAGCUGUCUGUGUUACAAAAAGAGAGGGAUUCUUUAAAAGAAGAAUAUAGACAAUUUUUGAAGCAGCUUGAUGUCCUUAUGAGAAAUUAUAAUGAGAAACACUAUCACCAUAAAAUUAAGCUUCGGAAAGCCAAGGAACGUUUAACAAAUGAAGUGGAACAACGAGAUGGAAGGAUUAAACAACUUGAAAAUGAAGUUGAGAAGAUGCAGAGUCUAAUGGAAAAGGAGAAGGCAUUCCAGGACCAAGUCACCACGCAGAAUGAGAAUCUGCUCCUUGAAAAGAAGCAACUUUUAGAGAAACUAACAGAACAAGAUGAAACUAUACAAGGCAACACAUAUACAAUCUCUUCAGUCCAGAAUAGGGUGCUUUUCCUCGGUGAAGAAAACAAGCUACUGCAAGAAAAUAGCCAUCGGCUUACCCAGCAAGUUGGCCAACUAGAGCGAAUCCUUAGGAGUAUCCAGGUUCUAAGAGGGGAGGAGAUGACAAUAAAUGAGCAGUCUGAGAAUGAGCUAUGGAAUAAGAAGCUGAUUUUUCCAAACUUAAGUUUUUCAAUAACAGGUUUGGCAAAGUCAAACGAAAAUCUUAAAGUGACUGAAGAACAGAAGUCUGAAGAACUAUUUGGAAGCCCCAAGUCUUCUCUGUCUUUCUCACAUUUUCAACUUCCUGAAGUGGGCAACUUAAAUAUGGCUUCUCUAGUAUGCCAACCUAGCAGCCAUAACCAAGACCAGAGUCAGGAUGGACCUAAUGACAUCAAACAAGGGCACCAAGAAAAACUCUAGGCAGAAACCUGGAUGAAGAAGAGAAGGAAGAGAAAAAUAGGCACCUCAAGACACCAACCAGAAUUUCUAGACA